Cydia pomonella (codling moth) is the source of this 1011-nucleotide messenger RNA. RefSeq lists its product as uncharacterized. Bases 1 to 1011 code for a protein of 336 amino acids. The transcript has a single exon. NCBI's taxonomy places the organism in Eukaryota, Metazoa, Arthropoda, Insecta, Lepidoptera, Tortricidae. The record is from RefSeq and is a predicted model, not a curated record.
AUGACAAAGAGGGCAAAAUGUUUAAGGGCUAAAUCAUUUUAUCUGAAUGAGGAUAUCUGUUUCGACUCUUUGAUAACGAUCUACUAUUUACCGAAACUAACAUUUAGCUUUUACAUUCUAGCUUUCUCCUACCUGCUGGAUCCGCGCACAGCGGCCAUCAAGAUCGUCGACCAGGCUGAAGUGAAUAAUAAUGAAUAUUGUUACUCUUGUGUUAAAAUCGACAACAUCUGCUACAAGCACACCUACUUGUUCGAGCUCCCCGCUCCCUUCGGUGAGCAAUACCCCAUCAUUGAAAAAAUUGGCGUCGUGAACUUUACUAACGUUAUAUUCUUCACUUUCGAACCAAAUCCCAGUGAUAAGGAGUACUCCAAAGUUGGCUACAUAUCGUUAUACCAUCCCGAAUUUUCUGGCGUCAUCUCUGGCUCACAAUCUUUCAACUUUCGUCCCUUUGACAUAGAUCAAAGAGAGAAAAAAGUAUAUCUAGGUGGUUCCGACGGUAUAUGGGUUGUUGACGAUAUCAACUAUUCUCCAACAUAUUUUACCGUGAAGGCGAAUCUCAUUACUAACGUAGUUGUAAAGGACUAUGUGUAUUUUACUGCGUACAAUCGGAAAGGAAUAUUUAAAUACGUUGCCGGGUAUUAUGUUGUUUAUUUAGCAGAUAAAAUGAUAAAUAAUUUUGUUUUAGAUGUCGAGUAUAACAUUGUGUAUUUAACUGUUAAUGGAUUAUUUAUUUCAUUUCAUAAUAAAAUGCAGAAUGAUGUACAAUUAUCAACGGAACCGUGGAUGAGAGGUUUGACUGUUGAUACGAAAGGAACAGUAUACGCCUGGCAUAUAAAUGGGAUAUAUAAAGUGACUGUAGGCAAAGUUCCUUCCGAGUCUACAUUGAAACGUAUUACUCGUAUUGCUCCCGAUGCGAUGGCGUUUGAUGAGUCAAAUAACAUCAUAUAUUCGAUCAGAAAAAAGUUGUACAAGUUGACGAAAGUUGCUACCAGUAAGUGUUUUGGUAGGUAA